UCUCUUCUCAUCAUGAGUCGCAUGGGUGGUUGGAGUCGUCGUUACUUGCAUGCAACUCGUACCAUUGCUAACCUAUAUGACUACGGACUACAAGUAGAACAAAAGAUACAACAACAAUUGGGUAAUUCACCAGAAAGAGUUCGUAUGAACUUGUUUGGUGCCAUCAACCACGCUUUAGCAACUGCUCUGGAAACCAACGAUCGAGCUGUCGUAUUUGGUGAAGAUGUAGCUUUUGGUGGAGUUUUUCGUUGUACAACGGAAUUACAACAACGUUUUGGUGGUCACAGAGUAUUCAAUACACCCCUAUCGGAACAAGGGAUUGUUGGUUUUGGAAUAGGAUUGGCUGUACAAGGUUUCCAUGCUAUUGCAGAGAUACAGUUUGCGGACUACAUUUUUCCUGCUUUCGAUCAACUUGUGAAUGAAGCUGCAAAAUAUCGUUAUCGUUCUGGUGGCUUGUUUGACUGUGGUGGAUUGACCGUUCGAGCUCCUUGUGGUGCAGUUGGACACGGUGGACUUUAUCACUCACAGUCACCGGAAGCAUACUUUUGUCACACUCCUGGGUUGAAAGUGGUUAUGCCAAGAGACCCUGUGAGAGCAAAAGGAUUGUUAUUGGCUUCCAUCCGAGAUAGAAAUCCAGUCAUCUUUUUGGAACCUAAAAUAUUAUAUCGAAGUAGUUUUGCACAAGUACCACUGGAAGACUAUCUAUUGCCUUUAGGGAAAGCAGAAGUCGUACAAUCAGGAGAAGAUGUGACUUUGAUUGGUUGGGGAGCACAAGUACAAGUCUUAUGUCAAGUCGCUGAACGAGCGAAAGAAAAGAUGAAUCUCUCCUGUGAAGUUGUGGAUAUGAUGACGCUGUUGCCUUAUGAUUUAGAAACCAUUGCUCAAUCCGUAAAAAAGACUGGUCGAGUACUGAUCAGUCAUGAGGCUCCCAUAACCAAUGGACUGGGUGCUGAACUGGCUGCUGCACUUCAGGAACAAUGCUUUUUGUAUUUGGAAGCUCCGAUUUUCCGUAUAUGUGGUUAUGAUACACCUUUUCCUUUGGCCAACGAACAAUAUUAUCUUCCAUCUCUAGACAAAUGUUUAGAUGCUGUUCAACAAUUGAUUCAUUAUUGAUUAAUCGUUUACUAGAACACGUAAAGAUUCUAUCACAUGAGCAGGCAAAGAAAUCCACUUUUGUUCUAAAAUAGUUUUUCUUUUGGCUCUACUUCGUUCUCCAGGUAAGGAUACUCGAGAACAACCUUCACAAGGACGACAAGCAUGAAUUCGAUCUACCAACUCUAUGAUAUU
This is a messenger RNA of Galdieria sulphuraria, 1287 nucleotides long. Its product is annotated as 2-oxoisovalerate dehydrogenase E1 component, beta subunit. The transcript is spliced from 3 exons. Gene Ontology annotation, molecular function: catalytic activity. The coding region runs from base 13 to 1113 and encodes 366 amino acids. Gene Ontology annotation, biological process: response to nutrient; branched-chain amino acid catabolic process. The record is from RefSeq and is a predicted model, not a curated record. Lineage: Eukaryota; Rhodophyta; Bangiophyceae; Galdieriales; Galdieriaceae.